GAUGGGGGUGAGGAGGAAGCAAGUUUCAAGUUUUGGGAUCUCUCCUCUUGUUGGUGAUGUGGUGAGUUGCAAUAUUGUAAAAUCAUGGUGUGCUGAUUAUGUGCCUUUAUUUGAUACUUUAUAGGUCACUAUCACAUGACAAAGACUUUGAGACAGCUUCAUCUUCGUUGGUCUGUAAUUUCCAUUUGCCUUUCUGGAACCAGUGCUACGCACCCCCAUUGUGCAGUCUGCAGAGUAGACUCAGGGAUAUUCAGGUCACAGUAAUGAAAGGCAGUAGUAGGAAUAAGGAUCACUCAACAGAAGGUGAAGGAACUGGGAAGAGACCAAAAAGGAAGUGUCUUCAGUGGCAUCCCCUGCUGGCCAAGAAACUCCUUGACUUCUCUGAAGAGGAAGAAGAGGAAGAAGAAGAGGAAGAUAUUGAUAAGGUGCCGCUCCUUGGCCCUGAUGGUUUAGAGCAGGAUGCUGAUGAGACUGAAGAUGACGAGUCCUCAGAGCAGCGAGCUCGCCGACCAAUGAAUGCGUUUCUCUUGUUCUGCAAACGGCACCGCUCUCUUGUGCGGAAAGAGCACCCUCGCCUCGAUAAUCGUGGCGCAACCAAGAUCUUGGCAGAUUGGUGGUCUGUUCUAGAUCCAAAAGAAAAACAGAAAUACACUGACAUGGCCAAGGAGUACAAGGAUGCAUUUAUGAAAGCAAACCCAGGGUACAAGUGGUGCCCCACAACCAACAAACCUGUGAAAACCCAGGCAUCCAGUGUUACAAACAGGAAAAAGCUAUGGGCCAUUGCAUCAGACUCUGCAAAAGACUUACCGAGCCCAAGGAAAGUAACCAAAAGUGAAGAAAUGCCACAACUUAACUUUGGGAUGGCAGAUCCUACACAAAUGGGAGGCCUGAGUAUGCUGCUUCUAGCAGGGGAACAUGCACUUACUGCACAAGAGGUUUCCUCCAGUACUUGCCAGUCUGAUACAUCUAAUUCUACAGAAGCCUGUCAGAAGUCAUCAUUGUUUCAGUUUGCAGAGAUCUCUUCCAACACGUCACAGCCUGGAGUCCUGGGGGCAGUAAAACAAACGGAGGAGUCUGCAUUGUUUCAGUUUGCUGAGAUCUCAUCAAACACUUCCCAGCUGCCAAGUCCUGAGCCAGUAAAGCACUGUGGGAAGUCGGCACUCUUCCAGUUGGCAGAGAUUUCUUCAAGUACAUCCCAUUCAGGGGCUUCCGAUUUAACGAAACAGUGUGGAACAUCAGCAUUAUUUCAGCUGGCAGAGAUGUGCCUUGCUUCAGAAGGAGUAAAAGUGAAAGAACCUGGGAAAACAAAAGUGGAAGCACUGGAAGAUGAGGAAGGGGAAGUUUCAGAGGACAUGGAAGUAGAACUGGAGAAAACAACAGUAAAAGACUCCAGUAAUAGAAAAGUAGACCAAUCAGAGAUAGAAAAAUUGCAGAAUCCAGAUGAAACAAAAGCUGAGGAAUCAGAAACUGCAAAAUGCAGAGAUUUUACUAGUCUUGCAAUGGAAAACAGUCCUUUUGAGAGAAAGGAUAACACAAAGGAUCACAUGUGCCGUUCUCCAGAGCUUUUCAUGAGUGACAUGACUAUCCUUGGGCUAAAGCCAGAAAAGAUAAAGAAGAAAAAGAAAAAAAAUAAGUUGGACCGGCACACAAAUGAAAAAUCCACCCCCAAAAAAUCUUGUAAAAAGAGGCAGUCCUCCGAGUCGGACAUUGAAAGUGUCAUGUACACAAUUGAAGCCGUGGCCAAGGGGGACUGGGGUGCUGAGAGACUUGCGGAUACUCCCCGCAAAAAAAACCGCCCUGUCUCAAAUGUGAAGGGAAGCAUGUUGGAUACAAAAUCACCAAAGAAAAAAGUGAAAUCAAAAGAAAAGAAAACAUCAAAGGAGAAACCAAUGGAGACCGCCAAAGAAUCCAAGCCUCCCGAUUUCCUUAGUAUUGAAGCCAGCAAGGAAGUACCGUGUGAGGCUCCUGAUAACAUUAAAGUGGAACCACUGACCCCAACAGAGGAGGUGGUACCCCAAAGCUUACCAGAACAGAUCAAAACUGAGGACAGUGACUGUGUUAAAAAGAUAGAAACCUGUGGCUCCAGGAAAUCGGAGAGAUCUUGCAAAGGUGCUCUUUAUAAAACUCUGGUGUCAGAGGGCAUGCUCACAUCUCUGCGCGCUAAUGUGGACAGAGGAAAAAGAAGCUCAGGAAAAGGUAACUCCUCUGAUCAUGAAGGAUGCUGGAAUGAAGAAAUCUGGGCCUUUUCCCCAAGUGGGACAAGUGGGAACAAAAAGCUGAAAAAGACUAAGCCAAAGGAAGAGUUUGUUUUUGGCUUAGCAAAAUUGGAAGAAGAAUUUGCAAAGAAAUUCAACAGCCUUCCUCAAUACAGUCCUAUUACCUUUGACAGGAAAAAUUCAUCUGUUUCGAGGAAAAAGCGAAAGAUUGGAAGCGGCUCAUGUGAACUACCAAAAUCCAACAAAGGUUCAUUCCAGUCUCAGAAAAAGAACUUAUUCCACAAAAUUGUCAGCAAAUUUAAGCACAGAAAGAAGCUUAAUGUUCCGGACACAGCCAUACUAUUAGAAGACAGAAAUUCCAGUGAGAGUGCCUGGAAGAAUAAAAUUUCUAUAUCUGCCCUAAACACUCCAGAGCCAGCAAUGAUGCAUGAGCCUUUAGUUGGCAGCCAGAAAAGGAAAGCAAGGAAAACUAAGAUCACGCAUCUUGUCCGAACAGCAGAUGGGCGAGUGUCACCAGCAGCAGGGACACUGGAGGAGAAGCCAAAAGAGCUGCCACAAAGUACUCUUCAAAAAUCAUCAAGUGCAGAAGCAGACUGCAACAGUGAAUGCUCCAGAAACACGGAGACAGAAGAAAAUCAUAGUAUUACGUCAGAUAUGCCAGCGGUGUCUGCAUUCUUUAGCUUAGCUGCUCUGGCAGAAGUAGCAGCCAUGGAAAACGUACAUAGAAGUCAGAGGGCCACACCUCUCCCACAUGAUGGACAGCCAAAUGAAAUGUCUCAGACUCCAGUGCUUAUUUCCUGCGCUGACCAGUGAAGCUCCACUUUAUUGUAAAACAUUGUGCUUUACCUAAUAUCCUAGCCUUGUCUUUACCAAGGGAAGCUAGUCAGUCCAUAUGAUGGAACUAGAGACUGCAAUAAAGUGCUUAUUGCUCUGAGUGGCCCAGAAUUCACUGGAAGCCAGACAUUAGCAACUUGGGCCAGGACCUCAAAUUGGAACCCAGUAUGUAGGAGGGUGAUACUGUCUAUUAAUGAACUGAAAUGGAGUGGAAUGAUCCCAGAGCUUGCUUUCUAUUGAAGGCUUUUAAACAGUAAACGGGUGGUUGGUGUGAAAAAGGCUGCCUUUACUGUUAGCUCACACAGCAUCUCUUUUACCAACCAGAGAGUACGACAACUAGUUUCAUAUAAUAUCUAGUUAUUCUAAAUGAAAAAGAAAAAAAAAAAAACCCAACAAAAACACUGACGCACUGCACUAGUUACUAUUAGAUAUUCUUAGUCAUUUUUGUACAUGAAGAUUUAAGUUCUAAGAUGGUUUAUAUUAAUAGGUUAUGCCUACGUUUAUAUUGUAGAAUGAAUUUAAAACCUGUUCCAGAGAACUCAAGGCAGCCUGGACAGAUGUACCAUUGUUAGCGGUGUUUGGGCAGCCACGUGGUCCAGAUGUUCUGCACUUUUAUAUUUGCCACCGGAGUGGUAGAGUUUACUGGGAAAAGUUCUGACAGGCUACGUUUGGGUUUGUUUCUUUUUAAUUUAGCUUUGAAUAACCAGGAUGAUGUGCAUUAGAAAAAGGUGUGGUGUAUGGAGAAGAAAAUAUUGCAGAUAAUUGACUUGUCUUUCAUGCCUUGGAGGGUUCCUUUAUUUUUGCAUAGAUAUCUGAGCGACUUGGUGAAACUUUCCUGUAAACAAAAAGUACUGCAAAUGCGUUUUUCAAAAGUGACCUUAGUAUUAUUUCACAGUUCUGAAUAACUUAAAACCAUGACGUUUCGAUAUAGUGUACACCAAUACGCAUACCUUUUGCAUUUUACAGACACUGGCAUUGUUGUAGUUACUAUGCACAGUCCAAAUCGGCUUCAGGGUUUGCAUAAAGGGCCAACUACAGUUUGUGUUGGUAAAGUGGAAAGCUGUAUAGAGUUAAACUACAACUGAAGAGUAGCGUUUGACUGAAUUCAGACUACAAAACAGAUCCAUCUGCCAGUUUCUGUCUCUGCUUGUGUUGAAUUUUUGUGUUUUGCCGUCAUAAAUACAUCCCAAAAGCAGGCCAAGUGUAUCACUUGGCCUGUUACCUUCACUAUUCUGACUUACACUAUUGUUUAACCAAGCAUUGAUUCCUACCAAUAGAUGCAAAAUGAUCACCAGUAAUUGAUCUAAAGCUACAAAUUCAACAGGGUACUUCUUCUAUAGCACAAGAUGUUUCCCUACUUUUUGCAUUGUAGCACAACAAUUUACCAAAUUGGACUCCAGCAAUAAUUUUCUAUUAGUCUUCGUCAUACCGGCUGAACUUUUGAUAGUAUUAGAUUGAGUUUGAAGUUCUUUGAAUUAAGUCUUUAAAUGAUGCAAGUUUACAUCAUUCUAUCAGGCAUUCUUAUUUAUACUUGACUGAAUUGAUAAUGUGUUUUGAGGUUAUUUUGUAACUAAUUUGAUGUAAUAGCCAUAUGGACAGUAAUUAUUAAUGCUUGCUAGGUUUAGCCUUUCAUUGUUGUAGUUAAGUGAAAGUCUCUGGUUCAGUGUCAGGAAACAACAUACAGUGUACCACAAGAGUUUUAAGAAAGGAUUAAAGGUCCGACAAAAGGCACGUAGCUGGGCAAGUGUCACUGAAACAGCAACAUCGAGGAUGCAUGUGGUGAAAGAAGGGAACAUGAGAAAAACAACAAAAUUUACAAACCAAUGAGUCAGUGAAAAGGCUUUUUUAAAAAUUCAGGUGACUAAAUAUCUAAGAGCCCCUAGAAUGCCAUUGCAGCUUAUGGUGGUAUUUUAAAUAAGAUUUUAUUAAUGUUUUAUAAGUUAUUUUAACAAGACAGGAAAAAUUUAAAAGACUUAAAACUUGUGGGUCACAGCAGGGUGGCUUUUGGAGUUUUGGACCACUUGAUAAUUAGCUGAAAUCCAAAUAUGUUACAGUGCAGGCCGUUCACGUUGACAAUGGUACUAACUUAUUUCUCUAGAAACCUUUAGAGUAGAUAUAUUUUUGUCAAAGCACCCCAUCCUUCCUCAAUUUAAAUUUCAAUAUUGUUCCUGGAGAUAUUUCUGUAUAUUAAUGGUACCUUUUUUAAAAGAAACAGAAAAUUACUUUUUUCUAUAUUAAUUAAUAUCUUACUUGAUCUGCUUUUCCUUGACUUUCCCUUAGAGAGGGGGUAGGGUUGGGUCAGUUUACUGGAUAUGACUGUUUUCAGAUACUUACAAACCUUUUUGUAGAUAUGCUUAAUUUUUAAGCGAUUAGGCACUGAGAGUAGCAGAAAUCCUGCAAAGCUUUAUAGUUCACUAGGCAUUUGCCUUUGUUGGUUCUAUGAGUGACAUCUUGAUUUGAGUAGCUAGAAUUUUCCCUGAAUCUACUAGAAGGGGUAUCAGUAUUUUCAGGUAACAAAGUCUGUUAGCACAACAAAAACUUCAGACCAAUAUCUUACUGUAUUGGGGUUGGGUUUUUUUCCUUGUUUGUUUUAAUUUUUAUUAAUUUCAGCUGCUUUCAUUUUGGAAAAUCUUACUGCUAUUGUGUGUACUUCAGUAUACCAGCAAACACUGUUACCUGUUAACACAUUGUCCACAAAUGCCUCUAGAGAAGAAAUUGUUGCACCUUAUGUAUAUCUCAAGCAAACCAAAAUAUGAUGCUUUUCUGCUUUGUUUAUUCUGAAUAUGUUGUAUCAUACUUUACUGAACCCAUUUUAACUUAGCUAAAGCUAUCAAUAUUUAUGCAUUUCACAUUAUUUUCUGGAUCUGAACCUGUGUAUAAAUCUUUCUUUGAAAAAAAAAAAAGACAAGCAUUUACUGUAGUUGUCCUCUAUGACUUAUCCAUGGGAGGGGGGAAUCUUGUCUCAAGUGUAAAAUGCAGUACUGUCCCAGUUUUUCUUGGCUUUUAUUUAUUUAGUCAUCUUCAGUAUUUCAUAGUUCUGAGGCAUAUGAAAUGCAUUGUCAUAGCUGAAGCUACAGAUCUAAGAAGCUGGGAGAAAAUUACUGUAAUGUCUUCUUAAUUGUUCUAGUACUGUAUACAAAUAUGGGAAAUAUGUUCUGCAGAACAUUUGAGAUGCAGAUUCUUAUCCCCACAGUAGGCUAUUUUCCAGGUAUUAGACCAAAUCAAUCAAAACUUCAUAUCUUACAGGUCUUUUUUGACUAAAUUAUUCUGAAAAUAUUUAUGGAGAUUACUUAAUGCUCUGCUUCUGGCAGUAAGUACCCCUUGAAUGUGCUGUGAUUUCAGAAAAGAAUAUAUUUAUUUAAGCUCUCUGAAUGCUCUUUUAUACUAAUAUGGUAUCCCAAAGGCAGGAGCAAGAGAUUUCUUGGUAGUUUGGGUUUCUAUUUUAUAGCAUUGGUGCAUGACCUUUGAAAUUAAAGUAAUAAGCUUUGUUGGAAAGGGGCACAAGAACAAGGGACUGGUAGAAGUGUGUGGAUUUGUGGCGUUUAAAUUCCAGCUUUGUAUUGUUGGGGUGAAAGCUGCCUUUGUAGCACAAGGCUGAAGAGCAUUCUGUAGUUUGUGUCAAGUAGAGAGUUGUAAGUCAUGUCAGUACAAGGGAAUGCCUUAUAGUUUGGAUGCUGUCUUUUGCAACAGGAUUGCAGCAAAAUUGAAGCAAUUUUAAUUUUCACUGCCUGUUUAGCUACUGUACAGAUACUGAACCAACUGAAAGCAAGUUAUAGACAUAGGGCAGCUAAGAGCAUGUAAGGAAAGCUGUCCUUUAUUCUCAGUAUGGCAACAUUGUGGCAACAAAGGAGAAUUAGAAAAGAAUUUAGAUGUGUAUAUAUAGGAGUGUGGGUGUGUGUGUGUGCGUGUGUGUGUGCGUGUACCUGUGUGUGCCUGGGUGUGUACAUUCUGCAAAAAAAUGAUGUAGGAAACCAGAAAAAUGAUGGGUCUACAAGACACUAUAAUGUAUGUUGACCCUUUUGAGUGCACUCCCUUUUUUUUGAAUGCUGAGUCUAAUAUGGCUACCUCUCCUAAAAGACUACUUUUGUUAACUUCCAUUUGCUUUCAGGCAUGAUCAUGUAAUCUUUUUGGCCAUUGAUACCAUUUGUAUAUCGCUGUGUGCUUCAUUUUCCAAGAGCAACAUUUAUAUAGAGCAGAUACCAUAAAGGCUGAAUAUACAGUAGUAGCCAAACUAUGUUGCUGGAGCAUUUUUGUUUAGCCUCUGCCACAGUCAUAUGGGUUGCAGGACCCACUGGCUCUGCUUGGUUCAGUAAGAUCGGUUUCUGUAAGAGCAGAAGAUGCGGUGCUUGAAGGGUGGUGGACUUGUGAUGUUUCCAGAGCUGUCGAGUAAGCCACAUGCUGCUCUUGAAACAACUUCUGGAGUUUACAUUCACAGUCCUGAUUUUGCAAGGAAACGUAACUGUGCAACUUGGGUGUUGUAUACCCUACAUUAUCCAUUAGAUGCUGUUUGUUUGCUGUGCUUGUUUGAUAGGUUGUAGAGCUCCUUUGCCAUGUUUUGCAAUACUCAUGGCAUUCUCCCUACCAUGUACAUAUUUUGAACUGUCAACUACAGCUGCCAGGAUGCCGAGGCCCUUCAGGACACUGAGUGCCAUGAACAAGUACAUAUUUAGGCUGUGAAAGGGUUACUUGCCUCCUCCCCUGAAUUCCCCAAGAAAAAGGCACAGUGAGGUUUAUGAUCUCACCAAAGUACUACCAUAGUCACUUACAUACUCAGUGUUCUGUACUGAAUUGACAACUUUGAAGAGGCUUAUAAGAUGGAUGUCUAUUUCAUGUUCCCCCACUAAUUCUUUGAUGGCAGAAAUCUAGGAAGACUUGAUGUGAGAUCUCCACUCAGCAACAUACCCAGGUUUAGCCUGGAAACCCUUCUUCCUUAAGGGGCAGCAUUGUGACAGUGUGGGAGCCCCAAUCACAGACCACUAUGCUUUUGGAUUUAAGCUUGGGCUUGCAUGGUGUUCCUGGGGGAAGCAUAUCAUCAUGACCUAUGGUGGUCAUGGUGACAUGCUUCCACCUUCACUGAGGUGGAAUUUUAAAACUACUGCAAAUAGCUUAACAUCUAUGGAGUUCUUCCAAAGAAUUACAUUGUAGUUUCUGAAUCUUGGCUGUUUAGCAUAUACCAGGAGACCUGCGCUGUACUCCACUGGACAAACCACAUCUAUUCAGGAAAACUGACUGGGCUCCCAAAUGUAAUGCUCAUCUGCUCUUUUCAGCUCCAAGCUGAAACCUUGUUUGCCCCUCAGUGCUGCUGUACUUCAAUCAGUGGUUGGGUCUUUGAGGGCAACAACAGCAGGAGAGGCAUGUACAUGCAUGUGUCUGCAUGUGUGUGUACGUACACACACACAGUGGAGUGCAGUGGCUUCCAGCAGGUACUCUGUGCUAAAGAGCUCCUGUGUUUGUUCAUUAAACAACUUUGAAGUUUUUCAGACGAUACUUUUCCAAUUUCCUUGCUAGAUUUUGGUGUCUUUUCUUCCCAUUAAACAGCAUAAGAUGUGAAUUUCAAAAAUCACAUAUGAAAAAGGCACAGAUCCUGCUGACCUGGAUGCUACAAAAACCUUCUUUCUCAGCAGUGCUUGCUUUUAAUAACCAGUAUCUGUUGACAGUUUCAACACAACUGAUUUGCUAUGAUCUUUUUUCUUGGAGCCCAAUCCUUCAACUUCUAUUCUCACAUAUAUUUCCACUCAAUUUCGACUUAGUAUAUAGUUCUAUUCUCUCCAGAGUUUGGGGUAAACAUGCCUUACAAUGGUUCAUCUCCAUCAAUGGUAUAAUAGAGCUACUGCCUUCUUAGUUGUGUGUAGUUAAGUCAGUAAGCACAUUUAUAGAAUGUCAUACUUUACUGAAAAACCUCUAAUUUGAUACUUCUAAGUGCACAUGUUAAGUCAUGUGUAUAACAUGCUAAAGUACAUCAAGCUGUGAUAAUGAAGCUGAAUAAAAGAUUUAAUAAAAUAUUUUAAAUAUUUGAUAAGGACCUUUAAAUAGAUUUCUUUAUGUUCAUUCUAUUUUGGUUAUCUAGUGUGUGCCUGUAAACAAUUUCCCAUUUAAAACUAAUGAUUGCAAAUAAAUACUAUUCAAAUGGAGCUUCUUUGAUACUUCACCUGCUUUACCAUCAAAUAAUUGUUUAUUUUAACAUAUGGCUGAGUUAGCAGUAUUUGCAGAAUUUGUUCUUAGUUACAGUACAAACUUGUUGGGUUGUUUAUAUUUAAACAAGCUCAUUUUCACCACAAAAAGGAAGAUGCCAAAACCCAGAGAUGGAUCCUCAGAGCUGUAUGCUGUAGUUUUCUGUCAGAUCAUCCACUCACCUUCUACACAAUGACUGUGAAGAUGUCAUUUACUUUGCAAAGAACUUCUGCCCAAUUGUUCUUCCUUACAUGUGUCUGUACUGGGAGCUUCCAUUUUAUUAUUUAAAACUUCUGAGCCUGGCUCAGCACUGUUGACAUUGCUUAGAAGCUCCACAGAUCCAGUCAGGUGCCCUGGAAUUCUGUGAACUUACAUUGCAUGAAGCUGGAGAUUGUGGGAUGGAGAGAGCCAGGACUCGGUGCAGUUAGACUUUUGAAGAAAAAGUUGGUUUUCUUCUGAGCUUCCUAGAUAUCCACUUCAUUUUUGUGGAUUUUGUUUCCUUGCACAGUUGGGAAGCUUGUCGAUAGUCAACAGUGAUAAAAGAGAAGUUGUCCCACAGAAGAAGUCCUUGCUAUGAUUUCAGUCUUUGGACAUAAGAGAACUUAGUAAUGGUUUAUCUUUUAGAAAUAAGUAGCAAGUGACAUCAAGUGACAUCAAUGCCUAAACAUAAAGGUAGUGGGUUCCCACUACUUUGGAAACUUGUUUGAACCAGGAAUCUGCUCUGCCCAUAUACUUUAUAGUCUUGAGGCUUGAAAAUUAGACUGUUUGAGAUCUUCUCUUUUUCUGUCCUUGGAUGCCUGAAACCUCCUUGAUUGCCAUGUAUUUUUUGAUCACAGAAGACCCUAGAACAGAUUUCAUGAAGCCAAUAGACACUGGCUGUUCAGAUGGGAGUAGAUCUGUCUCUGAGUCAAAAGCAGCAGAAGGGAAACAUUUAGGGUUUUUUUUAUCUAUGUGCUAUUUACUCAGGAAAGAAGAAACGUAUGCAAUUUUGCACUGCCUUUACUGGGUAUGCGUCAGUAUCUCUGCAAAGAAACACCAGGAAUGGAAGACCUUCAGCAUUAAAGGCCAUGUAAAGGUCAUGGGAAAGGGGAAGGAAAGUUCUGAAUCAGUGAGAAAAAAAAAGUGGAAGAAAUUUUAAGAAAUAUAUGUUCUGUCAGUAUCUGAUGCCCUGUCAGGGACCUUGAAAUCGCUAUUCAUUUUUUUUUAUUACUAAAUUACCUUAAAACAGUUGUCUUCAUUCCUUGAAGUCCCAUCUUUUCUCCUCUGUUUUCAUUUGGUUCUUCCAACUAAAAACCUGCUGAAUUCAGCUAAUUCUCAGUGCAUCUAGAUCUGGUUUGUUACCCAGCUCUCUCACUCAGGUUGUUUUUUCCAACUGCAUGGCAUUUCCACUGACUCUUAACUGUCAGGUAAGGUAAAUUUCCAUUAAUACUUCUGGAAAAACACAGGAUGAAAAGGCAUCAUCCAACUCAAGCACCAUGCUUUGCUAGACACUGCUCUUCUCCCCUCGAUACCAUUGUUGGGUCCCUUUCAUUGUUCAUUCUGGAGUUUUUGGAUGUACAGCUAACCCUGCUUUCAGAGAGACUUUUUUUUCCUACAGUGUGACAACAUGGAGUGAGACACAGUAUACCUGGGCAUACAGUAGCCAUGCUAUACACCAGCUCAUGUGGCUGUCAGUUCUCCAGUAGGACACUAGCACUUUGUGACAAAAUAUGAGAUGCGUUCCUAUCUCUGCUGCAAAGUUCUGUUUUGUUUUGUUUUCUGAAAUAAAACCUGUAAGAUACAACAUCUACCUUCUAUCCAGUGUCAAAUUCUUUUUUUUUUUCUUUUUUUUUCUUUUUUUUUUUUUUUGUGGACUGUUCUUGGCACAGCAACAGUAAGAAAUUGAGCUGUAAUAGAGUUGUAUUUAAAAUAUACUUGAAAUUUCAUCAAGGCUUUAUUGAUUGUUUUCUGAUUGAAGAAUUAUUAGAUGUUCAGCAGAAGUGCACUGGCCCACAGUGUCAUUGCUGCAAGCCUAGCUGAAAUUCCAUUUGAACAUCCAAAACAAAAUACAAAACAUGUAUUCCAUAUAGAGCAGCACUUUAGCUUAUUUGUCAUCCUGUGAAACAAGAGGAACUAAUUGAAAUAUACCCAAAAGUCAAGCUGGUUGAGUCAGAAUGACAUGCUUAGCAUUGCAGCACACUAAGAGAAGGCAGGUUGCUAUCAAACAACAUCCAAUUUAAGAAAACAAAAAGGGUGGGAAAGAGAAAACCUGAGGUCCUGGGAGGUAUCCUUCCAAUCCAAAAGAAGUUUUUGGAGUACAUCUUUAGAGUACAAGUUUCAUAUACGGCCCACCAAAGGCUUCCCAGUUACAGCAGACCAUCAGGCUUCAGUCAGACCAGUCUGAGCAUCAAUUUCCUUCCUUCCUAUUAAGGGUGGGUUCCCUUAAUACCUGGUCAGCACAACUGGGUUAUUAAAACACUCUGCUGUUUUUAGGAGUUUUAGGAGAAUUUUUAGGAGAAUUUGGAAAUCAGAUAGUGCCAAUCUGUCAGUAGUUUAGGCUACAUAGUUUUGGUUUUGAUGUCCAAUAAUGGCUUUUGUAAUGGCUUUGGAGUUUGUGUAUUUUCAGUCUUGCAAAACCAGUGUCAUUGAUUCAGGCAGCCUGCAGCUUGCCAUUGGCAUCAGUCAGAAUGAUGUCAUUUGAAGCAAAUUCGCUGCACAUCUCUCUCUUGAGAGACGAUUCCCUGUUACAUUCGUGAUUCAUCUGGUUUGGGACUCCCAGCUGUGGCGUUUCUCAUGAAGGUGGGCUCUGGCAGGGGGAGGUUCUUUUGCUACAAGCCUGUCCAGGAUGGCAAAAAUCUUGUCAAUGCCUCCAUAACUUUGUGUGGGCUCUGUGCUUGCCUGCAGCUGCUGAGAUAGAUUUUUGUAAUACAAAGUGAAACAAACCCAGCUGGGAACUCGAUGGUGAAGUUGGACCUUCAUGAGUUUCCAGGUUUGAGUAGGCGGUACAGAGAUUGACAGGUUGUGGCAACAAGGCUGUGUUUGCUUUUGUUUUGAAGAGCAGAGUUUUCUAGCAGAACUAAGGUGUCAGGGAAGUUACCAUCACAGCAGAUGGACAAUUCAUUGUCUUCAAGAGGUUCCAAUUUCAAGAGCAAGAUUUGCCAAGUUGUCUAAAAAAAAAGCAGAAAUUACAGUUUAAGUCUAUUUCUUGGAAUGGAUGCUGUGUUUUGCUUGAGUGACUGUAGCAGUAACUUUUCAUUACUCCAGUUAGAAGUAAUAUGUGAGCUGCUUAAGGGGUGAUGCAAUUUGAAACCAUCCCAUUACUCCCAGAUGACUGAUGUAUUUGGCACGUGGUGUAAGUGUCACUAAUGAGUGCUUCCCUGCAAGUACAUCAUAAAUAAUAUCAAGUGCUCAUCCUUAUUUGAAUCAGUAAUUAAGAAAAUUCUUCUUGCUGUCCUAAGGAAAUACACCUUGCUUGGCUGGCACAAGGCAUAGUUGUACAUUGGAAAGUAAUGGAGGGAAGCAUUUGCUGUGUGACUGUUUGAUCUUGAUAAAUAAUUUUUUUUCCAAACAUCUUUGCUAGUAAUUGUCUGUAGUGCACCAGAUUUAGGACAUAGUUAAUUGAACUCUGGGAUCUUUCAAAGUGAAGGUAACUACAUAUUUCUCAUGCAGAAAUCCAUGCCAGCAAGGAAGUCACUUAGGGAUGAAGGGUUGCAUUUUUGAAAUAACUAAUUUAUGUGGAUUUUACUCAUGGUAUGUUUCAUGGGUGAGAACCUUGAAAACAGCAUAAUACACAAGAGUCAGUAUAAGAGCAUUAGUUUCAUAUUCCUAGAUUCUGUUAAUCUACAACUAAUUUAAAGAACCUACACCAAAAAAUAGAUAUUUCCUGUUCCACCUUGACAUGGUGGUUGUUUAGUUAAAGGCCAAGGGUUGCCAGCAGGGAUUUAAAAGCAUCUUUAAUGAUGAGAUAAAAAUGUAUUCUUAAAUAGAAAUUUCUGAGCUUUUCGACUACUCAGAAAAUACUCAGUGUGCUUUGCAAGAAGAGCAAUUUUUUAGUACUUUUGAUAAAUAAAACCACAAAUAUAGCUAUUUCAACAAUCUUAAGAUAAAUAGAAAGUGGCAAAUGGAAUUUUUUAGAUGCUGUGAGUUGCCUUGGACAUAGAUGGGAGUCCCUCAGCAGUGCUGGCUUGUCACACCUGACAGUCCUUGUGGGAGGAUGUGGUGGUGUGCCUGGAAUGUGCAUUUGUAUCCAGCAGUAAACACCAUCCCACUAAUCUCAGCCGCUGGAAAUCCGUUUCCAUCAAGAUACCAGGGAUAUGAACAGCAUAAAAGCUGUUUAAAAAGAACUGGUCGGGUUUUUUGUCCCACUGAAAAUGUUGUAUAUUUGGUAGAGAGAGAUCUCUUCCUUGGAUGGUUUUCUUUAUGUUGUUGCAGGAAGUUGAGAACACCAAGCUUCACUUGCAAAUCUUUCACCUUGCUUUUCAAUUAUCUUGCCUUUUUCACCUCUCUUUUUUUGAGAGGCUGAACGCUUGGUAGACAUCAGUAGCAAAACAUACCACAGAUUUUCAGUGGGAUGGACAGUAUCCCACACCUCCCCAAGCAUAACUCAGAAAAACCUGCAGUGGUUUUUUAAUUUUAACAACAGUUUUCCUGAGCUCUGGCUGUGCACCAAACACAGCUUCUGCAAAAAGAUGGGCAGAGGGGGUGGGAUCCUGCUGGGAAGUGGAUAGAGCAGCAGAGCUGGACUCCCCAGGCCUUUCUUGUGCCCCAGGUCUCUGUGGGAAAGCCCACCAGUGCCAGAGCCAGGUACCCAGCAGGUUUUUGAAACCUGAUAAAUUAUUUCCUCCUCCUAGCAGUUUAUUGUGAGAGUACAUUCACAGUUUAUGGGAAUUUGGCCUGGUUCAUUUUUUAAUGCAUGGCUUAAGUUCACUUUUUUUUUUAAAGCCAAACCAAACCCCCUUCAGUAGUGCAUAUUAGACCUAAAAGAACUCAUGCUAAGCCUUAACUUGCAAAAUGAAACUCAACACAUUUCUAAAUUUCUUUAUUACAGGAGGAAAAGGCAGCCCCCAGACAAUUACACUUUUUUCUCCAUAAUUACAGAAGAAAUCUUCAAAUAAACCUAAUAUUUGUUUUUCCAGGUACUUUGCUCAUGCAGCCUCGCCUAAGGCAGCAGGCACACGUGGGGGCAGCCUGUGGAAUCAGGCAUGCAGCAUUAUGGCUUUCUCUCCAGUGGAGGCACCCUGGCCAUCAGAAAGCUGUGCAGCAGCCCCACUGCAUCCAAAGGGAUGGGAUAAGGGAUGCCAGCUGCUGCAGACCACUGCAGUUUGAGUCGCACCUGUGGGGUUCAUGUAGCCAAGGGCUCUUGCCCUGCAUGUCUUGUCAGUUUGUAAAAUGUUAUUUUGAUUUCUGUGCCUUUGACCUGCUUGUGUUUGAAAGCUGUUCUAGGCACUUUGCAUGGCAGAGGUUGUGUUGGCAGAGAUUGGCAGUGGAAGCACCAGAUACUUGCUGUUGUAAACGUCAUCCUUCUCCUUGAAAUACUGUUGUGAUGGUGGCUGUCUCAAGGCUCUGUGCAAUGGCGUAAUUGCUUUUGUAAAGACAUUUUUUAUCCUCCUGUUAUUGUUACUGAGCACUGCUUUCAUCAAGAAACGUGAAUUGGGGAAGGAUGCCACAGACUUUGACAAUUAAAUCUGUCCCUAGAUGGUCUUUUUUCACCCAUGUGAAAUUUAUACAUAGGGGUGGGAGGAUUAACUCAGGGUGCAGACAAGCCUGUAAGGAAAGACCAGCACCUCCAUAAAUCAAAUUCUGCAUUUUGUGCUUGUGUUUUUAAGUCACUAAAGUAAUUGCUUACUGCAGAAAUGAUGAACAGAUGGAUUCCCACUGCCAUCCGUAGGUGAGCAUGGCAGACCAGUGUGGCUGCUGCUGUUUGUUCGCUUCCUUUCCCUCCUUGUGGGUGGACUGCUGUUACAUUGCUGCAUUGACUGUGCCCCAAAAGCCAGCUGAGAGGAGCUGGGGUGGAAGGUCAGCUUUGGGCAAUCACGUUACGUGAAAGGCAGCAUUGCACAUCAUCACCACAGUAGGGUUGGUGUUUCCCAUAGGUCUUUCAUCUUGAUGUUCGUGAGCACCUGUUUUAAAAUGCCCAGGCUCCUAGCUUGACUUUUUUUAAUUUUCUUACUUUUUUUUUCAAGACAGAGUUAUGUUUCAUGUAAACCACAUAAUUAUUUGGGCUACUUGUAGCAGAUUUUAGAAACCAGAUGCUCCUUGAGUGCCCAACCCAUGCAAUCCAUGGGCAAGAGCCAGUGAAGGGUAUUUAAAAGAGGCAGUGGUUCUUGUCAGUGUGGGGUUUUCUUGUUCAUUAUCAACUUGUCUCAAGAUAGGUCAACACUUUUAAAGAUGGAAAAAGGCUGAAGGAGGGCUUUCUGUGACAGCUUUUGAAUGUCAGGGUGGAGAUUUCUCUAUAUUCUUCUUCGUUUGCUGCUCCCCAUUUCCUUCUUUUUUCAGGGUGAUUAUAGAAUUAGACAGGGUUUUGGUGGUGAGUGAGGAAAGUGUAAGCUGACUCUUAAUAGGAUGUCUGAAGUGCUUGUGUGUGUUCCUGGACUAACAGCAAGCUAAGGCAGAAAACCAAACAGCCAGACAGGAUGUUAAACACAUCCUGGGUUGUAGCAGGAUGAGAUCUUCGCAUUAUUUACUUGGUGCAGAGUCACAGGGCCAAAAGGGACUUGGAGACAUCAGCUAGACAUUUUCCAAGGCAGAUUAAGCUAUACUUAGCACAGACCUGAUGGUGAUGGGUGAGUGUUGAACUUGUCCUUGAAAGCCUCUAAUAGUGGAGAAUCAGCAAUUUCCCAUGCUGUUUUUUCCAGUGUUUGACUGUCUUUUUGAUGGUGGUUUAUUCCCCCAGUGCCUAAGUACAAAAUUUUAGGGUAUAGGAGAAAAAGACAGUGCCCUCAAAUGACAUUAGAUUGAGGAGCAUUUUAGCUGUUUUUAUAAAUGCAACCUAAAAAAUAAUGGUCAGAUAAAAUCUGAGACAAGAUUUUCAAGGAGCACCAGCCCAAAUUUGCUCACUACAGGACUCCUUCAUGCCUUUAAAAACCUCUUUCUUCAAAUGGUGUGUCAGGUUGAUGGUUAAUAGCCAUAUCAGAAAGGUUCAGAGACCUUUCUCCUCAUGCUGUGUUUUCUAUCCAGUAGUUGCCUUCAAUUUUUUUUUACAGAAUUCAGACGGUGAAAAAACAGAAAGCCAAACCAAAAAAUCCCCAGCCCCAAACCAACCGAGCUUGCCAUCCUUUUUCCUUGCUACUCUUUUCAGAUACUACAAGGCCAUCAGUAAAGCCAUAUUACAAGGAGGAAACCAAAGGAGAGUAUAAUCCAUUUAUUUAGGCAGUGCUUGUGCCAGCCGCAGCAAAAAGCUGGAGAGCCAGCAGGGGCCAGAGCUGGCCUUGGCCUACAGCUGUCCCACCCCUGCUGCCUCCUGCCUUGGAAACAGCCUUUUCCUAGCUGUCCUCUGGUGAGAUGCUGCUGGCAAGGCAUCACCUGUGCUUGCAGCAAGCUCCCUGCCUGGGCUCUGGUGCAGCCUCUCCCUGAAGAUGUGGGAAAAGCUGCGUGCAGUGGCGUUGGCAGUGCAGGGACCAGGACAUGCCUGGGUCUCUGCUUCAAACAGGGAGACCCAUGCUGUGCCUGCAGUACUCUCUCCAGCUCCAAACUAGGACUAGUGGAAUAAUUUUGAAACCGUUUGGAGACUAAUGGAGCAGGGCCAGUGUGUUACAAGAGCUGUGCACUCCCCUGUUACCUCUGCAGCAGUUUAGCUGGGGCAAUGACACAGUUUAUUGAGGAGUCUCUGGGUGACAGUCCCUGCUGAGAGCCCAUCACUGGAAAUAGGCACCCAGUGGGGAAGCAAAGGGUAGAGCACGUCCCUCAAGCUGGGCAGUUGCCUUCCUUUCCUGCCUGUUGUGGUUCAUCAGGAGGCUCAGCCUGGACUCUGGUCACUGUGCCUGGUGCCAGGGCUUUGACGUGUUCACCAGAAGUUGCAGGCUUGCAAGAAAUGGGUUGGCAAAUCUCUGACACUCUCCUGGUCCAGGCACCAGGCAGAGAUCACCCAGCCAUGCUGGCAUGUGCUGGGACCCACAGCCCUGCUCUUCUGCGUGGCCACACGAAGCUCCAGGGGGAGAAGGCAAUGGCCAAGCCCCUGGUCCCCAUGGCACUGGUGCCUCCUGCAGUGCACAGCAGCAGCCCUUUGUAGCCCCACAGUGCUGUGGUCAGGGCCAGCACGCUGCCCAGGGCUGCCAGGGCUGGAGCUGCAGCCCUGCACAGCCACGGCCCAUGGCCCCAGGCAGUGCAGAGGGACCCUGCUGCCAGAGACAUUCAUUGCCUGCUGUGGUGCCCCAAGGUCCCACUGAGCUGCUCCAGGUGGUGGCACAGGGCUGGGCACUGACAGCCAGGGAGCCACAGCAAAGCAGCACAGGGAUUGUGUGCUGUGCUGAAGAGCUGAAACAACCACUGGCAGGACACAAAGCUGAGGCUUCCUAUGGAUGUUUGCUCCAGGUGACAUCUGGCCCCAGUUAUGGGCAUGGCUAUGGCAAGGAGCUUGGGUGGAUGGGGCACCCAGGUCUGUUCAGUUCCAGGAUGAGCCUUGGAUGAAAUCCCUGUACUGACCAAAGACUGACUUUGAAGGGCAGUAUCUCCACAGGCAACCUCCUGCAGAAGUUGGCAUUCUCCAAGCACUGAGAGAGAAAAUAUUUAAUGGUUUAAAAAGGAAUAGGGGGCAAUGGAGCAGUUUAGAAAAUGCAAUUUCUUCAACAAGUUUGUGAUUGAAAGAACUGGCACUAUAAAAGGGGAAGCCAAACCUGUGGGAGGGAUGAAAUUAAUUUUCCCCAAGCCCAAUAAUCACCCUGGCUUAGAGCUAGGAGUUUUUGCUCCUGUGAAAUAUGGUGCAUGCCCAUCAGGCUGUACUUCAGUUGCAAAUUAACCACUACGUUCAGUAGUCCUUGCUUUCACCAUUAAUGUAGUCUUUAGUGAUGCCUGGGGAAGGAAAAGUGUUUUCCUCCAUGUUUCACAGUUUUUUUCCUGCUCCCAUAGACUCUCAAUCCUUUGUGCUCCCCUUGAUUUGCUCAGCCCUGGGAACCCUACCUGGAAUAAGCAAAAACAAGUUACAGUGGAGACAAAAGUGACAAAAAAAUGUUGCACUUUACAGCAGAUCUACCAGAGUCAACUAGGGUAUGAUUUCCAAAUUAUACUCUGUUACUCAGUAGUCAAAAAACACAAGACCAACCAGUACAGAUGAAUAUUCACCUGAUUUUACAGUGUAAUUGCUUCUCACUUAAAAUUUGUCCUUUUUUUCCCCUUUCUCCCAGCAUAGCAACAUGCUUCCUAUUUUCCCUGCUCCUGAGUAUCAGCAUGUGCUUUGAGUCCUGUAGAGCUGGAGAGGAAUUACUAACAGAACUGAAAAAUAACUGAUCCUUUUACCCUUGCAUGCACAAAAUUCUUAGCAAAAUACAAAAAAAAAAGGCAUUUCUCUUGUGUUGUGCUUGCACAGUGUCAAUGGCAAAGCAAAGUCUAAGGGCAUAAAUAAGGUGAAGUGAUGCUCUGUGGUGAUGCAGAGACUGAAGUGACUGAGUUUUAAACAGUGUCCCUACACAUUGUCCCUCCUGAUAUGGGCAUAAAGCUCAGCUUCCAGCUUUUGUGUGCACCCCUCUCCUUGUGGUACUUCCUUGCCUGCUCCCAGUGGGUACCUGGAUGAGACAAAGGAGAAUACCUGCUGCUUGGAUAGCUAAGAUUUCUUCUGAGCUCGCUUGAAAUCCCAGUCAGGAACUUUCUGUCUUCACUGUUUUGUAAUCAAAGAUGCAGAGGGCACAAUUCAGUGAGGAUGCAUUUGCUGGGCUGAGUGCUCAUGCUAUGUGUGCUCUGGGGUACAGACCAUCCUUCCUUCCCUCACACUGCAAAACAUCCUGCUCCAUCAGGGCAUCCUUCUUUCAAAUACAUAUUUUUAAGCUCCCCUCUCAAAAUGUCAGAAUUAUUAGGGGAAACUAUUUGUUUAUUGCCACACUUUCUUUGAUAUAUCUCUUGUGCUGUAUCAAAGAUGGCUUCUGUUGAGUGUGUGCUUUUGUUCACAUGUUGGAGCUUGCUCUGGAGUUGUUUCUGCCUGGCUGGGGGGCCCAGGGAACAGAGGGGUCACUUGUGCAGGUGGGACUAUGCUGAGUCACACGGGCAGGGUCCUGGUUUGGCAGGAAAUGCAGCAGGCAGUGGGGGAGACCCUCAGCCCUGGUGUGGUACCUGAGGCAGAACAGCUGAGCGUCGGGCUGUGGUCACUGAUUUGGGAAGAGGCUUCUAGAAACCCUCAGGCAGGGAGUGUGUUAAGUGACAUCUGUGUCAUGAACAAGAGUGAUGUGGCAUCUCGUGUGAGCAGUGAGGGUUGGGCUGAGAGCAAAGGGGCCUCACCUCCCCAUCCCUGUUUUUAGGAGCGAAUCCAUUGGAAGGGGCACUGUCUGUCUGCAUGUGCGUGCUCCCACUUUGCCUUUGCGAGUGUACCCCAAGACACAAACAGACAGGGAGCAGAUUGGAAAAGGGUGGCACAAAAGGCACUCUAUGCCUUACUGGGCCUUUAUGGUGCUCCCUGCAAAUGUCUCUCCCUUCCUCCUCCCCUGCUGGCAGUUUGGGCUCGGCUCUUGGGCAGCAGCAGCAGCACACAGUGCUCUGCUCCCUGCCUGCUGUGGGGAGCACGAGGCUCACGUGGCCCAGUUGGAGAUUUGACCAAAUCGUGUUAAAAGUAUUUCCUCAAAUAGUCAGUUUUAAUUUUAAUAAGUCAUAUUUAGCCUUAAGGGCAUUGGCUGUGUGAAAGGGAAAGGGUUAUGUCCUGGAAGCAAAGUUGGAUGAAUGAGUGCCUGUGAAGGGCUGCUGAGAGCUUGGUGUGGGCUGAGAGGCAUCACAUCUUCCUCAAGAGAGAGGAGCCCUUGCCAUGUGGUUGAAAAGCAUGGUGGGAUUGACAGGGGAAGCACUUUGACUGAGAAAUGUUCUUUUAGAUUAAACAACAAAUUUCUGCAUGCACAUACAGACUAGAUCUUCGUAACGCGGCAGGCUUUGACAGUGUACUGCAGCAUUAUUGCUAUUUAUAAUCGACAAUUACUAACACUAUAAUCCAGUAAAUUUAGUGGUAGCAAUUACAGCAACAUAAAUAGCAAUCCAGAUGACUAAAGGCAUUGCUGUCAAUGCAGGUGGCAGCUAUAACAUUAGGCAAAGAAGUUGGAGGGAAGAUAUCAGGACUCAAUGUGUGAGCUUGGGUCUGCUAGUCUUUUAUAUACCAUUUUUAAUAUACUUCCUGAAAUGAAGCUUCAGAAAGGUACACUGCCUCUUUAAAAUUAGUCUAGGAACUACAGGUAGUUCACAUUAUUUUUAAAAUAAUAAAUCUCUAUAUAUAUAUCUAUAUUAAAAUAUAUAUGUAUACAUAAGUUUGCUAGCCUACCUUGUGGAAAGGCUGCAGCUAAACUAAGUCUGAGCUAAUAUUGUAUUACCAUGGUCCUCUGGUUUGUAGAUAGCCCUUCCUUAUUAGAUGAGGUUCUGUUCUUGCUCCACAGAAGGUGCCUGUGUAUAUAACUCCUUUGUAUUGCUUUCUGCAGAGUCCCUUAUAUAUUUCUUACUACUAAUGCUGUGUCGAAAAGGAAAUCCAGAGAUUUUACUACUGAUAAUUAACCAUUAAUGGCCAUUAGCAAAAUAAAGAUUUAGUUGUUUGAGAAACAGAUUAUUUAUAUUGUGUAUGGUUUAUUGCCUGAUAACUUGUUUGGUGACUGGAUAUUCUUUUCCUUCUCCUGGUCCUUUUCUGCUUUUUCCAGCUAUGGUGUUUACUCCUCACUUUGAUUAUCUAGCAGGCAAUAAAGUAUAUUGUAUGUUUUGAA
This is a messenger RNA of Zonotrichia albicollis (white-throated sparrow), 21073 nucleotides long. NCBI's taxonomy places the organism in Eukaryota, Metazoa, Chordata, Aves, Passeriformes, Passerellidae. The record is from RefSeq and is a predicted model, not a curated record.